CUAAGGGACAGUAAGAUUGGAUCGACUAGUAUGAUUCGUCAAAGUCAUACGUCAUCAGAGGUAGUAGAAUAGAAGCCCACGUCGAGUCGCUCUCUGAUGAGUCGAUCAAUAAACAGCUGCUUGAUUACUUGAGAAGCUCGUUCGAAGUUUCUGUUCAGUUGUCUGGUAUGUCUAGGUCAGUUGUCAUAAAUGCUAAUACCCCGUCAAAGUAAGAGUUAUUAUACAAAGACAGGUUAAUACCAAAAUUGAAUCGCUUCUCUACGGAGAAAAUACGUAGACGGCUUGUUACCGUUUUUUUUACCAUUUUAUAAGUGUUUUCUUCAGGUUGCAAUCGACAUUAUAUUACUUUCAACUGGCACUGUAAAAUCUAAAGGUUCCCACUUAGUCUGGAUUAAUAAAUCAUUCAUAAGUAACAGAAUCCCACUUUAUUGCUUAGAGUAACUACUGUUAGCCAGCCCUGAAUAACCACAUCGCGAACUUUUAAUUACUAUUUUUAAUAGUUGAAUUCAUGAGCCGAUCUGAGCUAGACCAUUAUUGAAACCCCCAAUCUGAUAAUUACUAUUUUGUUUACAUCAUAUAUAUUCGUCAACCAACCAAUCACAGCGUAACACAUAUCUGGAGUUGUAUAAAAUUCCACGUUAGAGUCUGACCUCUUAAGGAUGCGUUGGUUGUUGUCGUGCCUGUUCCUCGUCACAUCUGUGUCGUGUAGCAAGGUCCUUGAGCUCACUAAAGACGAUUUCCAUUCUGAGUUAAAGUCAAUCCCAGUUGCUCUGGUGAAGUUUUACGCCCCAUGGUAAUUUCGAUAGGGACUUACUAAAACUUCAUAUUAAACAGGUGUGGUCACUGCAAAAACCUAGCUCCUGAGUUCGCUUCAGCCGCAGAAAUCAUAUCCGGGAAAACUGGCGAUGUUAAACUCGUUAAGGUUGACUGUACCGCCCACGAAAGUAUCUGCUCAGAAUUUGGAGUUAGUGGCUACCCUACUCUAAAAAUCUUCAGGAAUGGAGAUUUAGACAGUGAAUAUAAUGGUCCAAGGAAUGCAGGUAGGGUUCAUAUUAUUAUAACCGGGGUUCAGAUGGAAUCGUCAAUUUUAUGAUGUCUCGAGCGGGACCUGCAUCCAAAGAAGUCAGCACUGUUAGUGAUGUCGAGAACUUCUUAUCAGACGACAAGCCAACUGUGUUUGCAUUUAUAAAAUCGUCUAGCGACCCAUUAAUGAAGAUUUUCAUGGCUCUUGCAAAAUCGAUGGUCGACGACGCUGUAUUUUGUCAUAGUCAUAAUAAUCUUUUUGUAACUCCUGAUGACUACGAAUUGAGAGUCUACUUGCCUAAACGUCUUCGAACAAAGUUUGAGGAUGACUUCGCUCUUUAUAAAGGAGAACUUGAAUCUAGCAAUAUUAAGGAAUGGAUCCGUAAACAUGGGUAAGGAAGCUGUUUCUUCUUAUUUUCGAUUUAGCCAGGGACUGGUUGGUUACAGAACACCGUCAAAUUCAUUUUACUUCGAAAAUGUCGAUUUAGUAGUAUUAUACAAUAACCAAUCCGUAGAUUCAUAUCCAUCUGGAAUAAAGUAUCUAAGAAAUCGUGUUUUCAAAACACUUAAGGACAAUCCUAACAAAUUCAAGAAUUUAGUAUUCGCUUAUAGCUUCUCGGACGACUUUUCUUAUGAACUAUCUGAGUAUGGUAUAGAAGCGGAUAAACUACCAGCAGUUGUAAUCCAAUCUAAAGGCAAGAAGUACAAGCUUGAGCAGUUUAGGUAAGUUGUUUUCGUAAUAACUGUUUUAGCCUCGAUGCAUUUUCUGAUUUUUUGAAUAAAUUUAAAGAUGGUCUUUUGACCCCACAUGUCAAGUCAGAACCUCUCCCAACAGACGACUCUAGUGCAGUUAGAAAGUUAGUUGCACUCAACUUUGAUGAGAUAGUAAAUAACGAAGAAAAGGAUGUAAUGGUCGUCUUUCAUGCUCCUUGGUGUGGUCAUUGUAAAAAUUUAAUGCCAAAGUACGAGGAAGCAGCCAGUAAACUAAAAAAUGAACCAAAUUUGGUCUUGGCUGCUAUGGAUGCAACCGCCAAUGACGUCCCUUCGCCUUAUCAAGUCAGGGGAUUCCCAACAAUCUAUUUCGUCCCUAAAGGAAAGAAAUCUUCACCUGUACCUUACGAGGUAAGUAUGUAGAUUCUCCUCACGUAUUCUUUAGGGUGGUCGUGACACUACUGACAUCAUCAAAUAUCUUGCACGCGAAGCUACUGAAGAACUUAAUGGGUACGACAGAUCAGGCAAUCCAAAGAAAAGUGAUCUAUAGGAUGUCUUUAAUAAUCUUAUUUUUCGAAACAUUGUAUUCUACUUUCCCAUUUUUAUUGAUUGUUUGGUAAAUCAUAAUUGUCAUGUAUUUCAACAUUUAGUUGGUAAUAAACCUGUUUUUUGAAAA
Messenger RNA from Schistosoma haematobium, 2410 nucleotides. RefSeq names its product Protein disulfide-isomerase A3. The coding region runs from base 1090 to 1419 and encodes 109 amino acids. Gene Ontology annotation, cellular component: endoplasmic reticulum. The transcript has 2 exons. Gene Ontology annotation, molecular function: protein disulfide isomerase activity. The record is from RefSeq and is a predicted model, not a curated record. NCBI's taxonomy places the organism in Eukaryota, Metazoa, Platyhelminthes, Trematoda, Strigeidida, Schistosomatidae. Gene Ontology annotation, biological process: response to endoplasmic reticulum stress; protein folding.